Molecule: messenger RNA, 1707 nt
Organism: Symbiodinium natans
Lineage: Eukaryota; Dinophyceae; Suessiales; Symbiodiniaceae
Source: the annotation of a GenBank genome assembly
AUGGGAGAUCCAGACCGCUUGCAAUGGUAUUAUGUGGAUCGGACUGGCCAGGAGUUCGGUCCUUUUCGAACAUCGAAGAUGCGCUCCUGGUUCACGCAGGGCUUCUUUCCCAUCGGGGACGAGCUCUUGGUCCGCCUUGGGGACUGGCCGCCUGAGUCCCACGUGGCAGUCAAGAUGCUCUAUCCGGACCCUGACAAUAUCUUCGUCGGAGGUCCACAGUCACCGCAGAGCGCAAGCCGCGCGCCACCGCGGCGGCGGAGCCGCAGCCGCAGCAGGCGGCGGCCGCGCGAGGAGCCGCGGCAUCCUCGACCAGAGGAGUAUCCGCCAGAAUACGACCGGCAGCCUGGCUACGGGCCGCCACCCUACGGUGGCUACCCACCUCCUCCCGGCUAUGGCGCCUACGGCCCUCCACCUGGCUACGGCCCGGGCUACGGCCCUCCACCGGGCUAUGGGCCGCCUCCACCUGGCUACGGCCCACCACCCUACGGCUAUGGGGCGCCGCCGCCAGGCUAUGGUCCUCCAGGUGCAUAUCCGGCGCCGGGAUACGGGCCGCCCUCGGGCCCGUCGCCUGGAUAUGGCCCACCAGGAGGCUCCGCUGGCUUCUCUGGCCGUCAGACAGGGACCCUCAAGUCCUUCAACCCGAAGCAUGGCUUUGGGUUCAUUGAUUGCCCGCAGGUGAGGCAUCGCUUUAGCAGGGACGUCUUCGUCCACAAGGCGCAGAUUGGUGACUUGGAGGUGGGUGAAGAGCUCACCUUCCUGUUGGACACCAACAAGGACGGUAUGCCCCAAGCAAGGGACAUCCGCCGCGGUGACGGUUCCAAGCCCGGCCCUGGAAAAAGAGGAGGGGAGGACGCACCGGCAGCCAACGGUGGCGACCAAAGCGCCAAGAAGCGGCGACGAGGGGGAAAGGGCAAGAAGAAGGGCGAGGAUGGUGCAGGUGGUGAUGCGAAGGGACCUGGGGAGGCCGCAAAGCCCGAGGAACCGGCACCUCAGAAAGCUGAAGGUGAUGGUGAAAAUAGCGCCAAGGCUGAAGCGAAAGAGACAGCGCCGGCUGCAGAGAAUACGAGCAGCGAGCUCAAAGCUGCUUCCGAGGCUCCCGAUGGCGACAAGCCUUCCGAGAAGGUGGCCGAGGCGGCCGAGGCUCAAGCCGGCCAAGCCGCGCCAUUGGAGGCGAAGGCUGAGGGAGGGCCCGGAGCAGACACUCAGGCUCCUGCUGCAGAUGCGCCUGCCAAUUCUCUGCCCACGGAAGCACCCGCGGCAGAUGCCCUGGUGACAGAGAAGGUGGCAGAAGCUCCAGCAGCAGAAGCCCCGGUGGCAGAGGCCCCAAAGGUGGAAGCCCCAGCCCCGGCCCUGGCCGUGGCGGAAGCCCCGGCAGCGCAAGCCCCGGCAGCAUCUGCGGAUGCGCAGGAUCCAGCUCCAGCCGCAGCCCCGCAGGCUUCAGCUGAGCCGGCGCCAGCUGAUGCCCCCACACCAGCGGUGACCGAGGCAAUUUCUGCAGCGGCGCCAGCGGAAGCUCCAAAAGAUGCGACAUCUCACGAGAACCACGUGCCAAAGGGCACUGAGCCGCAUGAUCCGACGAAGGAAGCAGCCACGUCCGAUAAAACACAGGAUGCAGUGCCACCGGCUGAGGCUCCGGCCGAGGUCUCCGCGCCCAGCACCUCUGAGCCAGAGGGCACCAAGGAGGCUUCUGCUAAUCCUGAGUCCUGA